GUACAAGGCGCGCUUCUGCAUACUGAUCUGCACUGCCCGGCCAAGUAGCCGACCGCACUCAGAGGGUUGAGACGGGAAUUGAAAAAGGCUGGGGUUGCCCGUCCAUCUCAUUUGAUUUGGAACAGCACUCCCCAAUUCCCAUCGUAUGUGUUGUAUUGAAUAGGUACGGUAUCCCAUGCCGUUCACACUCCUGAUCCAUAUCAAGCCUCAACUUCCAACCGGAUAAAACGCUCCAAUCGAGCAAAGAUGACGGACAGGGCCUUUUGGAUCCGGAACAACCCCAUUCCUGUGGAAGUGAUCAGCUAUGUGGACCAGGGGGUUCGUGACAAGCUACCACCGGGAACCCAAAUCGAGGGAAUCAGUCCUCACGGAGUCUCAUACUGGUCACGGACGGCCAUGAUAGAGGCCACAGACGAAGAAGGGAAUCCCACCCCAUUCUUCAUCAAGGUCAACAAGUUUGAACUUGGCAAGGACAUGGUCUCGUCCGAAUACUUUGCCAUGACGUUGCUUCAUAGUGUGGCGCCGGAGAUGUCUGCUGAGCCCCUGGCCUGGGGCGCUUACACCGAGACAGCAGACACCUACUUCCUCCUGGCACGAUUCCAUGAGUUUUCGGACGACAUCCCAGACCAGCAAAGCUUCCCAAAGCUGGUCGCUGAGUUCCACCAGCGCGGCGCGUCGAAGACAGGGGAGUUCGGGUUCCCCAUCACCAUGUAUGGCGGUCGGAACCCCCAGACGUUCCCUUUGUGUAAGAGCUGGGAGCAGUGCUUUUCGAAAGGCCUAGAGAAAAUCUUCGACAUGGAAGAACAGACACACGGGCCAGACGAAGAGAUGCGGCGCCUUCGAGAGGGUCUCAUGACCAAGGUCAUCCCCCGACUGCUACGGCCCCUGGAGACGGAGGGCAGAACCUUGACUCCGACGCUGGUCCAUGGGAACUUGUGGGAUGGCAAUGCUUCAGUUGACGUGACCACUGGGCAUCCGAUGUUUUAUGACUCCACCCCUCUCUAUGCCCACAAUGAGUAUGAACUAGGCCCAUGGUGGCCGCGGCGCCACAGGAUGAGUCGUGGGUAUAUUCAGGAAUACAGGAAAUACCUCAAGCCGUCUCAGCCAAUUCAGGACUUCGACGAUAGGGUAGCGCUCUACGCACUUCGUUUCGACCUUCACGCAUCCUCGCUGUACCCCGGGAACCUUCGGCACAGGCAUUUGUAGGUGAUAUUCUAGACUAAGGCCCUCUCCAGAAAGAGGACACCAUCUAACCUCACGGGAACCUCAGAGUGUUGGAGACGAUGAGGGAGU
This is a messenger RNA of Chaetomium strumarium, 1293 nucleotides long. Its product is annotated as Fructosamine kinase-domain-containing protein. The transcript is spliced from 5 exons. Lineage: Eukaryota; Fungi; Ascomycota; Sordariomycetes; Sordariales; Chaetomiaceae. The coding region runs from base 247 to 1206 and encodes 319 amino acids. The record is from RefSeq and is a predicted model, not a curated record.